Molecule: messenger RNA, 1169 nt
Organism: Olea europaea var. sylvestris
Lineage: Eukaryota; Viridiplantae; Streptophyta; Magnoliopsida; Lamiales; Oleaceae
Product: basic leucine zipper 43-like
Exons: 1
Coding region: 98-769 (223 amino acids)
Biological process (GO): regulation of DNA-templated transcription
Molecular function (GO): DNA-binding transcription factor activity
Source: RefSeq, a predicted model, not a curated record
CAAAUAGAUUGGCCUAGAUUAUGUAUUCAUGUUUUCCAUGUAACCAUUGACUACAAUGGACACAAGACAGACUUAGAUAUAUGCAGACUUCUGAAUCAUGCACAGUUCUGAUACAUGUAUUUGGCAUCAUAGUACAGCGGUCUCAUCUUUGAUGAACUCUACUGUUACUCAAAGUGAUAAAAUGGGGCCACACGACCUCUUUCAAUUCUAUAUAAUAGCUCCUCUUCUCAAGUUUCUCUUCGCCUUCUACCAACAACUUCUACCUGAUUUACACACUAUGCAAUCCAGUGAGGUUACUGGAAUUCAGUAUCUACUUCCUUCGAACCCAACUCAGUACAUGGCAGGAUAUCAGUUGAACAGAUUUUCCAACUCUUUAUAUCAAUUUCAGAUGACUCCCCAAUUUCAAGAAUUCAAUCCACAAAUAAAAUGUUUAAGCGGUAGCUCAACUUCUGAUGAAGCAGAUGAGCAAAAUAUAAUAAAUGAGAGGAAGCAGAGAAGAAUGAUAUCUAACCGGGAAUCUGCACGAAGAUCACGUAUGCGCAAACAAAAGCACCUGGACGAGCUUUGGUCACAGGUUGUCUGGCUUCGGAAUGAGAAUCGACAACUCAUAGACACACUGAACCAUAUCUCGGAGAACCAUGAUCGAGUCCUCCAGGAAAAUUCUCAACUCAAAGAAGAAGCAUCAGAGCUUCGCCAAAUGCUUGCUGACAUGCGGCUCAAUAGUCCCUUUCCUAUCCUGAGAGAUCUUGAUGACGAUCCCUUGCCUUAAAAACUAAAAUAUUUAUCCAUCCUUUAGUUCUUGAUUUCUGAAAAUUUGCUUUGUUGAGAUUUUAAGGCAGAUAUGAUUUUUGUUUUCCAUGUCUCUUCUUCUCUUUUGGGGCUCUCAAUAAGAAAUGUCACUCUUGUCUUCGCUUAUGGUAUCAAAUGUUUAAGAGAUGGGAGUUAUAGACAUGAAUCCUCCAUGAAAAUUGAUGAUGUCUGCUUUCACUAAGGUCUAUCCAUGUCAAUGUCAAUAUCAAUGAUUGUAUCGUUGACACUCAGAUUUUUUUGACAAAAAAUGACCAUGAUGCAAUCAAAUAGCAUAAAAAGGAACCAAAAAACAAUGAAAAAGGAGAAUUUCUACCAGAAGUGGAAAUUAUUGGUUCUUUCAGGCGAACUACAACAGAGAA